CGGGCGCAGGCAUUGAGCGCGCGCAGCGCUGCACCCGCUCAGCUCGGGUUUCUCCGCGCACCGAAAGCGAGGCAUCGCUCCGGAUUUUCCCCCGCAGGUUAAUUUCUCCGGCUGUGUCGGGCUGUGUGUCGACUGCGACGGGGAGCCACACGGGACCAGGAAUGAGGACUUUCCCCAAAAACAGAAGCUGCGAUGUUUACAGCGUAUCCGGUUUAGGACACUGUGGAACCGCAGACUCAGCUGUACAGGACAUUAAAGUAAAGGAGCCGGUUCAAGCUCCGAGCUCCUCUAGCAGUGAGAUUCAGGCUGGGUCAGACAUCAAGCGGCCGGGGGACAGGAAAGCCACCUUCAGAGCAUGGCGAAAGUGGGCAUUGGGUGCCGCCCCCCUCAUCCCUCUGUCCACUGCCGUUGCACUGACUCUCCAUUUCUUUGCAUCGUCUCCGUCUUCCACAGUGUUCUUUCUGGGAGGAAGUGUGGAGUUUUCCAACCUCAGCUUCUCACCGGAGCUGGCCGAUCCUUCCUCCACACAGUUCGACCUUCAGUCUCAGGCCCUCAGCCCCUACUUCUCAGAGUUAUAUGAGUCAUCACCCUGGAGGCCAUACUACCGCCGCUCAGGGAUUGUCGCCUUUAGUGAAGGAGUGAAUGGGCUCAACGUUUUCUUCUGGAGUAAGUUCUCUGCUCCAUCAGCGACCAUUGCAGAGAAGUUGCAGAGAUCUAAACCCGCGUGGUUGCAGCGGCAGCUUCCCGGCACCAACAAGGUUCUUCACAGCAGGCUAGAGGAGCAGUAUUACCUGGCAAAGGAUGAAGACACACUAAGGCUCCUGGGUUUGAAUUUAGACAGUGAAGAUGAUGAUGAUGAUGAUGACAUGUCAGAUAAGAUAAAGAAUCCCAACAAUUUACAGAGUGGCAAGUGGCAGCUUGGACUUCAGGCCAUGUCUUUUGACCUCUACGCCAAAUAUGGCAACAAUCGAACACUGAGUUUGGUGAGCCCGAAGAAACCGUAUUACCAGUGGAGGCUCAGAGUCCCCUCGGGUCACGUUGUACGGUUAGAUGUAGUCACCCUGCAGGGGGCGACACCCGGUAGCUGUUCAGCCAACAAACUCUCUGCAUAUGACUUCCUGCUCCCUCUUCAGAACAAAAUCAUUGCCAGGUGGUGUGGGUUGCCAGUGACUGGGUCGUCCCCAGUGAUGAAGCUGACAUCCUCUGGAAACGUCAUGCUCGUCACUUUUUCAUUUAGUCGACAGAGGCAUGGAGCCAUCUUCAAGGCUUACUUUCAGGCCAUACCAAAAGCCGAAUGCGGAGGCUUUCUGUCAGCUUGGAAUGGCACCGUGGUAUCCCCUUACUAUCCUGCCUACUACCCUCCAAACGUGGACUGUAACUGGAAGAUCAGGGCUCCGCUGCCCGGCUACCUGCUAUCCAUAACCAUUGUGAUGCUGGAUAUUCAGGACUCGCCCACCACAAGCAGCUGCGAGAAAGACUGGCUGGAAAUCGGUGGCGUCAAGCUGUGUAAUCCAAUUGGGGACAGCAGCAGGAAGAGGAUCUACUCUUCCCCUGUGUUACUGCACUUUCACUCCGACGAGUCUCUGACUCACAAGGGCUUUUACCUGGUGUACAGAGCCUUCUCCCCAGAGAGCACGUGUCCGAGGCAGUUCCGCUGCGGAGACGGACGCUGUAUUCCUCUGAGAAAGGUGUGUGAUGGAGAGAGGGACUGUGUAGAUGGUCGGGACGAGGCCAAGUGCUCGAUGUGUAAACCGGGAGAGGUGUACUGUGGGAGUGGGCAGUGCAGACCACACGGAAGCCAGUGUAACCUGCAGGCUUGUGGAGACAGCAGUGAGGAAACAAACUGUGCAGGUAAAUGUUACCACAUGUGCUCGAACAAAAUCUGUCUGCCCAAGUCUUCCGUGUGUGACGGAGUCCUAGACUGCAGAGACCGCAGUGAUGAGCUCAACUGCACAAGAGCAUAUAAAGGUUGCUUGCCGACAUCCUAUAAAUGUGCGAAUGGCAAGUGUAUUGCGAAAGUGAACCCAGAGUGUGAUGGCAUCAAAGACUGCAAGGAUGGAUCUGAUGAGAUACGCUGUGCAGGGUGUGGCACUCGGCCGAGGAAACGGGCGAAGAUCGUGGGAGGGACGGAUGCCCAGGCGGGUUCUUGGCCCUGGCAGGUGAGCCUGCAGAUAGAGCGCUAUGGCCAUGUGUGUGGAGCAUCUCUGGUGAGCAGCCGCUGGCUCCUCUCCGCCGCUCACUGCUUCCAGGACUCGGACGCCAUCAAGUACUCAGAUGCCCGUGCCUGGAGGGCCUACAUGGGCAUGCGGGUCAUGAACUCAGCCAGUAACGCUGCCGCCACACGCCAGAUCCGCAGGAUAGUCCAGCACGCCCAGUACGAUCAGUUCACUUCCGACUACGACAUCGCCCUCUUGGAACUCAGUGCCCCUGUCUUCUUUAACGAUUUGGUACAGCCUGUGUGUGUGCCAGCCCCGUCGCAUGCCUUUACUUCCGGCACCAACUGCUUCGUCACUGGCUGGGGAGUCCUCACUGAGGAAGGUGAACUGGCCACCCUGCUGCAGGAGGCCACAGUAAGCAUCAUCAACCACAAAACGUGCAACAAGAUGUACGACGAUGCCGUCACUCCCAGAAUGAUAUGUGCAGGGAGCAUACAGGGAGGAGUCGAUGCAUGUCAAGGAGACUCUGGAGGGCCUCUGGUGUGUCUAGAGAGGGGCCGGAGAUGGUUUCUGGCAGGCAUUGUGAGCUGGGGCGAGGGAUGCGCACGGCAAAACCGGCCCGGGGUUUACACGCAGGUCAUCAAGUUCACAGACUGGAUCCACCAGCAGACUAAAGGCCAGGUGUGACAUGUGACAUAAACAGCUUGGAUUUCAUCAUGAUUUGCACACACUUUCUGUCGUUCUUCGUGGACAUCAACCCAUUCGCCAUGGUGUGUAGUGAAACAGCGAACUCCGUCAAGUUUCUAUGAAGAACCCUUCUCAGUCCAGUCCUCCAGGCCUCAUCUUUAACCACCUCAUACAUCUCUGUUUAAUAAUGCUCUUUUAUAUCCUAAACAAAACACACAGUGCACACAUUCAAAGCCUAGAACGACGGACCGUUAGUUUAGUAUGUUAAUGCUCAGUUUAAAGAGGUCAUAAUACGAGUGUCAAGAUAUGGAAAAAGUACUGCAUAUGCUGCAUCAGUAGUAACAUACAUUUAAUCCUAUUAACAGCUUAACUUAUAUUUAUAGACUGAUGAAUACUCUUCCCGUAUUGAUACACCGUUGUAUCUUGUUCAAUACACCAUUGUAUCUUGUUCAAAAAAAAGGCCAUAUAAUUAAAGCACUGUGAAAUUGAUUGCAUGUAAAGGAAUCAUAAGGAGCAUUCUUCCCAAGGAAUCAUGGUGAAGGAGAAAAAAAAACAACCUGCUGAUUUGCUGAUUCAGUAUAGAAGCAUUUACCUCAGUUUAGUAAUUGUCCUCUCAUAUUAAUCAUCUAUUGCUAUUUGGUUUUAUUUUAUUCCACCCUGACUCAUGCGGGUAAAGAGAUUAUACGAACAUGAAAUAAGGUAUAUUUUUGCUGUUUUGUUUAUUUAGCAGUAUGUGGCUACCCAAUUAAUGCUACAUUUAUCCCACCCACACACGCAUUCAGUUUUAAAUUAAUUCGACCCCAUUUGUCUUUACACGGGCACAGCUCAACCGUACUAGCAAUUUGUGCAAUUUAGGGAGUUAAUUGCUAAACUGAGUGUACAGAUUAUUAAAGUGAGAGAGCGGGUUUAUUCAACUGAUUUUAGAAUCCAUAGUUUUGCUGUUCUUGUUCUAUCGCUAAAUCUCAUUCCCACACUGCCCCCUGUCGGUGAGAGGAAAGACUACAGCUCCCUGCGGAUCAUUAAUUUUCUUAUUUCCUUGUUUCCUAUAUGUUGAACAACUUGAUAUCGAUGUCAAAUGAUCACACUUUAUGUUUAUGUUACAUCUGAAAUAUUAGACCUAUAUUAAACAGAGGUGCUAUACCA
Ictalurus punctatus (channel catfish) is the source of this 3986-nucleotide messenger RNA. RefSeq names its product suppressor of tumorigenicity 14 protein homolog. The record is from RefSeq and is a predicted model, not a curated record. The coding region runs from base 162 to 2843 and encodes 893 amino acids. NCBI's taxonomy places the organism in Eukaryota, Metazoa, Chordata, Actinopteri, Siluriformes, Ictaluridae. Gene Ontology annotation, molecular function: protein binding; serine-type endopeptidase activity. The transcript is spliced from 19 exons. Gene Ontology annotation, biological process: acrosome reaction; proteolysis; complement activation. Gene Ontology annotation, cellular component: extracellular region.